This is a messenger RNA of Guyanagaster necrorhizus, 3089 nucleotides long. RefSeq lists its product as uncharacterized. Lineage: Eukaryota; Fungi; Basidiomycota; Agaricomycetes; Agaricales; Physalacriaceae. The coding region runs from base 1 to 2838 and encodes 945 amino acids. The transcript has 7 exons. Gene Ontology annotation, biological process: RNA processing; negative regulation of RNA catabolic process; regulatory ncRNA-mediated heterochromatin formation. Gene Ontology annotation, molecular function: protein binding. The record is from RefSeq and is a predicted model, not a curated record. Gene Ontology annotation, cellular component: catalytic step 2 spliceosome.
AUGUCUGCGCCCUCAUUUUCAUCAUUCCCUCCUUCUUUCGGGUCAUUUCCAGAAGACCUCAGUAACGAUCCAGGUCCUAGUCGGUCGCACAACGACAGCAAGCACCGCAAGCAUAGUCACCGCGAGAAAACCUCCAAGAAAGAAACGACACGGGAGAAGGAAAAGAAAAACAGGCAUAGGCAUCGCGAUAGGACAGCUACGGAAGUAGAUGACAUCUCUGCCACCCGUUUUUUCUACUCGGAUAAGCGCGGAGACCCGUUAAAUGUGCAGUACGGAGGUCUGCACAAGGGCGAUGUUCCCAAAUAUAAGACUAUCAGCCGGGGCCUCAAGGUAUUGAGAUCGGAAUGUACAGACAAAAUCUCAUCUUCAGGUUCCGAAGGAUCAGCUGCUGAAGACUCGGACAGCCCAGAGGAGGAUGUCGAUACAGUGGGUCCGACAACUGCAAUAAAGACACUUGAGCAGCAACUCAGUGACGAUCCUUCAUCUGUCGCUACUUGGUUACAGCUUCUGUGGCGGACAUUGUCAAAUGUCCCUAUUCCAUCUAAAAAUUCUGUAAGAGUCCGUGCGGAAAUCACCAUAUCGAUACUUUCUCGUGCAUUUUCGUCGGACGUUCGUAAUACCACAUCAAAGCCUCUUCGGCUCAAAUAUCUCAGAGCGGGUGAAGAGAUCUGGCCUGAAGCCAGAGUGCAAGAUGAAUGGGAGGAUGCGUUCAAGCUUGGCGGAAUCGAAAUUUGGAUGGAGUGGCUAGAGUGGAAAAUCAGAAAGGAGACUAAUGGCAUCGAUUAUGUUGUUGAUGCAGCCAAACAUGUUCUUAAUGCUCUGGGAGAUGAUGAGGUGAGCAGAGUUCGGGUGUUUUGGCGCUCAGCCACAGCUCUCCGUACGGCAGGGUUUGUCGAACGCGCCACAGCCCUGUUUCAAGCACAAGCUGAAUUGACAUUCGAGCUUCCUCAAGCCUUAUAUGGGUUACCAACGAGUAGUAUUUUGGAUGCUUUGGAAGAGUUCUGGGAAUCAGAAGUUUCGCGGUUUGGUGAGCCUGGUGCUAAAGGAUGGGCUCAAUGGGUGUCUUUGGGUAAAAAAGGAGAGACACCGGCACUAGUAUCAAAGCAACCCUCCUCAGAUGACUCUGACCCGUAUCGUCGCUGGGCUCGAACCGAAUUGCACACAGACCGCGCAUCGCAUAUCCCCAGUCGGGCCACUGAAGAUGAUGACUGGGAUCCAUAUUCCACCAUCAUGUUCUCAGAUAUCCGAUCGCUCCUUUUGCAGUUACAAACAGCUCACGGAAAGGACGUAUUUCGGUUAGCCUGGCUAUCUUUUCUCGGCUUUCAUAUUCCCGGUUUCUCGGACUCGCCUCAUGAUGCCAAUUGGGACGAUCGGUGGAAUUGCAUGCAUUUGAUGAAUCCUGGAUAUCUGAACGCCAUUUUUCCCGAUGAAACACACAAUACCGUGACGGCAGAUUCGUAUUCUGGUGUCUUGGUUGGCCGGGAGAUACAAUAUGUUCGUGGUUCAGUGCCUAUCAAAUGCUGGGGCUACGGCGUGUUAAGUUCACUAGACGAUGCACUCUAUGGUGAUGGGCUUUGCUCAAAAAUAGACUUGGAUGGACUCGACCAGGAGUUCACCAGAAGGAUUUUCAGUCAGCUUAGGCUUGGGGCUGAUGAUUAUGAGUGGGAUCUCCUAACUUUAGGGUUUGAAGCCGCCUCGAGCGUGAAGAGUGCACUCAAAAUUUCCCGGUCAUUUCUAUCUACGGCCCGCGAUUCUUUACCACACUGGUCAGCUCAUGCACGUUUGGAGCGAAAGAGAGGCAGAUUCGACGAGGCUCGAAAAGUUUAUACAGCUGUCCUUCUGUCUUCGCCUGUUUCUUUAGACCGACCGUGGUCCGGUAGACUCUGGUGGGACUGGGCGGAGAUGGAAUGGCUUGACCAGAAAUCUGAUGCAGUCAUGUCUGUUAUAUUCAAAGCUGUGGAUAUUGCAGGUCAAGGGGGAGUCGCCAUCCUCCGAGCAAAACGAAACCUGGAAGAUAUAUCCAAUGGCAAGCAUUCGGCUUGGAAGGACAAAGAAGCUUGGGUGAAGUUGCGAGCUCUACUUGAGCUGUUGACUUCGAGGGACCUCGCCCAAAGCCUUUCUGUGUUUGACGAUCACAUGCACCAAGCUGGUGCUGGUGUCGCCGAUGAAAGCAUGACUGUUGCUUCUCUCUUAUUCAUUUUCCGGCAUGGAUGCGUUUUGAAAGGCCCGAUGGCCCCUUCCAUACUGAGAGACCGUGCCGGCAACGCCCUGAGGAAGUACCCCAGUAAUUCCGUAAUAUUUGGUCUGUUCUUGGAGGGUGAGAAAGGACAAGGAAUUUGGGGACGUGUCAGAGAUCUGUUUGGCGAAAACUCUAGAGAUGAAAAGGAUUUAUGCCGGCGAAUCGAGGAAGUAUGGGUGUCGAAGUGGCAAAGUGGAAGAUGGGAAGGCGAAAUUGAACGUACCAGGAGUGGAUUAGCAGCAGCUGUGGAAAGUGAAAGAACAAGGGGAAGCCUGAUAUUGUGGCGCAUUUAUAUCGAGUUUGAGAUUCGAGCUGGACAAUUGCAAAAAGCGAAGCAACUACUUUUUCGCGCUAUUGGUGAAUGCCCGCUGGCCAAAGACCUGUACCUUUUGGCUUUUGACCAUUUGCGAAACGUCUUCAGUUACCACGAGCUUCACGCCUUUGUCAACACAAUGGCGGAGAGGGGUAUCAGAAUGAGGCAUGAGCUCGAUGUGAAGUUGCAGUUAAUCGAACCGGGUGACAAGGAUUCGGACGAUAGUGGAAAUGAAUCCGAGAUCGAGAGAAAUGCGCGAGAGUUGCGAAGAUUGAAGCCAUACUGAAGGAGGGGAGAGUACAAAUUGAUGAUAUAUGACACAGUACGUCGUAUUCGACAGAUGAAUCACAAUUUACUAGGCGUGAUUGAACCAUUCCCCGCAUUGUUAAUCUCUCCCUGUUGAGCUUUGGCGGCAUGCUGUUCUUCAGGGUCACGGUAUGCAACAGGCUUCCAGUUUUUACCGUGAACUACAGUAUGAAAGAGGUCAAACCGAGAACUAAAGUCGGAUUUAGGAACAAUGUUAUUAAAGGGGGACUU